AUGGAGCGUCAGCGUCGGUCGUAUUCUGUGCAUAAAGGCACGAUUAUUACUCGAAAGACCCACCUGGUUGCCAUGAUGAAACGCAAACAAAAUGAGCUUGAGAAAAGUGGUCGGACACUUUAUCAAGCUGUGGGAAUGGCAAUUCCCCAACUGGUGCAGUUGGUCAACAAAUACCAGCAGCAGGGAUACCGUGUCCAGCUCGAUACUGACACCAUUGAGUUGGUGGACGAUGUUAUAAAUGAUAAUGCUUGUGUUCAAAGACAACCGAUGUUAUGGUUAAUGAAUCAUCCGGAAAUGCCAUAUGGUGGAAGCGGUCCAUUAGCAGGUUUAAAAUGA
Schizosaccharomyces japonicus yFS275 is the source of this 336-nucleotide messenger RNA. RefSeq names its product RNAseP RNAse MRP subunit Pop6. The transcript is spliced from 3 exons. The coding region runs from base 1 to 336 and encodes 111 amino acids. Lineage: Eukaryota; Fungi; Ascomycota; Schizosaccharomycetes; Schizosaccharomycetales; Schizosaccharomycetaceae. Gene Ontology annotation, cellular component: nucleus; ribonuclease MRP complex; nucleolar ribonuclease P complex. Gene Ontology annotation, molecular function: nucleic acid binding. The record is from RefSeq and is a predicted model, not a curated record. Gene Ontology annotation, biological process: RNA processing; endonucleolytic cleavage in ITS1 to separate SSU-rRNA from 5.8S rRNA and LSU-rRNA from tricistronic rRNA transcript (SSU-rRNA, 5.8S rRNA, LSU-rRNA); tRNA processing.